Molecule: messenger RNA, 699 nt
Organism: Arvicola amphibius (Eurasian water vole)
Lineage: Eukaryota; Metazoa; Chordata; Mammalia; Rodentia; Cricetidae
Gene: Mis18a
Product: MIS18 kinetochore protein A
Exons: 5
Coding region: 1-672 (223 amino acids)
Biological process (GO): chromosome segregation; CENP-A containing chromatin assembly
Cellular component (GO): chromosome, centromeric region; nucleus; chromatin
Source: RefSeq, a predicted model, not a curated record
AUGGCGGGUCCGUGCUCUCUGGGUUGCCACCCUGCUUCUUGUGCAGGCAAUCGCCAGGACAGGUGGAGCGACUCUUCGCUUCUGGAGAAGCGGCUGUCAGAGUGCUCGAUCCGCCACCAGCUGCUUCAGCAGUGGGCGAGCAUGUCGAGCGCGGUCGCGUCGGAAGCGGAGCCGGAGCGGUGCGAGAAGGCCGCCGCGGCGGCCGGGGACUACCCGCUAGUGUUCCUGUGCGCGCGCUGUCGCCGGCCGCUGGGCGACUCUCUCACCUGGGUGACCAGCCAGGAGGACAAGAGCUGCAUCCUUCUAAGCUGUGUGUCCUCUAAUGUGUCUGUGGAUAAAGAACAGAAACUGUCCAAGUGCAAAGGUGAAGACGGUUGCAUUCUUGAGACUCUGCACUGCACAGGCUGCUCCUUGAACCUCGGCUAUGUGUACAAAUGCACGCCCAAGAGCCUAGACUACAAGAGGGACUUGUUCUGCCUCAGCGUGAAAGCCAUUGAAAGUUACACCUUAGGGUCCUCUGAGAAGCAGAUCGUGCCGCAAGACAAGGAGCUGUUCAGUCUGGAGAGCAGAGUGGAAAUAGAGACGUCUAUAAAGCAGAUGGAAGAUGUUCUGAGAGCCUUGGAGACAAAGCUAUGGGAGGUUGAAUCAAAACUGACCGCUGCUGGCCGCUGACCAUAGCUGAGCUGUGUUCCAUAUCCC